This is a messenger RNA of Penicillium coprophilum, 321 nucleotides long. RefSeq lists its product as uncharacterized. Lineage: Eukaryota; Fungi; Ascomycota; Eurotiomycetes; Eurotiales; Aspergillaceae. The coding region runs from base 1 to 321 and encodes 106 amino acids. The transcript has a single exon. The record is from RefSeq and is a predicted model, not a curated record.
AUGAGUUCGCCGUGGAAAGAAGAACAAGAAGCGACGCCUCGCAGCAGCAUACCUCUAACCCCCGAAGCGUUCGCCGAGGACGUCCGAUUAUUCAAUCGCUCCCCCCAUCCAUAUCACAGAAGCCGGCGGCUCGGAUCAUGCACUCCCUCCGAGCACGGCGACCGUCUCCACCCGCCCUCCUCGUACUCCAGAUCCUCGCGAACAACCAGCGACAGUGGUACAGAGGCAGAUGAUGAAAGCACCGGUGUUCUAAGGGGACUACCUGCCCCCCCCACCCCAUCCUCGAAAAGGCCUACGAUCUGGCGGGGUUGGUCCAACUGA